Gymnodraco acuticeps is the source of this 5849-nucleotide messenger RNA. RefSeq names its product fibroblast growth factor 6-like. NCBI's taxonomy places the organism in Eukaryota, Metazoa, Chordata, Actinopteri, Perciformes, Bathydraconidae. Bases 405 to 1031 code for a protein of 208 amino acids. Gene Ontology annotation, molecular function: fibroblast growth factor receptor binding; growth factor activity. Gene Ontology annotation, biological process: cell differentiation; animal organ morphogenesis; positive regulation of gene expression. The transcript is spliced from 3 exons. Gene Ontology annotation, cellular component: cytoplasm. The record is from RefSeq and is a predicted model, not a curated record.
CCAGCGGUCUGCAUGAUGUCAUCCAGGGAUGCGUUCGCCCUGGCAAUGUUGAAACAGGGUUUUUGGUGAGAGGUAGAGGAUUUAUUCCGAAGUCUUACCGAGAGGGGGGGAAGAGAGAGAGAGUGUGUGUGUGUGUGUGAGAGAGAGAGAGAGAGGCGCGGAGGAGCUGCAAAACAUGGUAAUCACCGGCACCAAGCUCACCAUCACCAUCACCAUCACCUCCAGCUCUGCCGCGCACUCUCCCGUCUCCUCUCCUCCUCUGCACCGGGGCUUGCGUUUCAUGCCCAAAGCCCUGAUCCGCGCUCCAAAAAUAACCCUCAGCCAGCAUGCCGAAGGAAGCAAAACAAGAAGAGCGGUAUUUUUAGGGUCAUUAAUUUCGACCACGUGGCCCGAAGGUAAACCGGAUGGCCGUUGCGCAAAGGCUCCUCGUCAGUAUGUCCUGCGAGGCCGGCACGCCGCACUGGACGCUGACCGCGGUGGUUCUUCUGGGCUUUCUGCUGGGGAUCGUGUCAGCGUACCCUUUACCGAGCAGCAGGACAAAUGCAACUUUAUUGGAGAAACGAUGGGAGACCCUCUUCUCCCGCUCUGUACUGGGGAUCUCCGGGGAGAAACCGGAGCUGAACUGGGAGACUGACUAUCUGCUGGGCAUCAAAAGAGUGCGGAGGCUCUACUGCAACGUGGGCAUCGGGUUUCACCUUCAGGUCCUCCCCGACGGCAGGAUAAACGGUGUACAUAAUGAAAACCAGUACAGUUUAAUAGAGAUCUCCACCGUGGACAGAGGAGUGGUGAGCCUGUGUGGGGUGAAGAGUAAGCUGUUUGUCGCAAUGAACAGCCGUGGGAGGUUAUACGGAACGAAAGUCUUCCAUGACGAGUGCCAGUUCAAGGAGAGCAUGCUCGCCAACAACUACAACGCCUACGAGUCUCUGGUUUACAGAGGCUCCUACAUAGCACUCAGCAAGCAUGGCCGCGUGAAGAGGGGCCACAAGGCCACCACUGCCAUGACUGUAACGCACUUCCUACCCCGGAUAUGAUGAGCAAAAACUGGCAAUAACAAACUCUUUUGCACAUGUGGAAUAUUUCCCAGGUAACAUAAAUACCAUAUACGUACGUACAAACACAAAAGACAACACAGACUGUAAAAGAAAGAAAUACCACUAUAUCUGAUAGUAUUUAUUCAAACUUUAUAUGUAUAUUUGGGUAGCUUCCUUUGUAUUAGAAAUUAUGGAAAUGCCAUUCUUUGCUGCUUUUAUGAUUUUCAUAAUUUUGUGAUUAUGGAGUGGAUGGAGAGGCGUCAUUCAUCCCCAGUUUAUAUGGGUGCUUGCUGGAAUUGGUUGAGUCCUUGGCCUGUCCGCAGAUGACAGUUCAUCCUUUUGGAAAUGAAAUGGAUACGUUAUUACCUCAAAGCACUAUAUCCUGAGAAGAAGAGCAAGAAGAAAAAGAGAAAUGUGUGCAUGAAAUUUCGACAGAGAAGAAUGCCUGUUUACUGAAUAUGUUUCUGUUGUCAUCCAUCAAAGACUUGAGCACUUCCCUUCCUCUUUGUUCAAUUGUCUCCUUCACGGUCAGGGCAACUACAGCGUUUGCAAAUAUGGCGGUGUUUUUUCUUUGCUUUGUCAUGAGGUGGUGGUGGUGCCUUGAAUUCCUACUUGCGGCCCCUUACCCUUGCAUGCAAGAAACGCGGUGCUCAAGUCAGAAAUAGGAAUGAAACGCAAGUCAUCUCUCCCUCAGACACCACCGGGAGGCUUUAGCCCAAUUCCUGAAGGGCCAGAGGUUUCUCCACUUAUUUUCUUUCCAUAAUUAGAUCAAUUAAGUCAUUGAGACUCUAUACUGCACAGAACCCAGUGGAGCCUCUUGUUAUUAUGGAAAGCUAGAUUUAGAGUCAGCAUCCCCCCCCCCCCCCAUCAUGUCCAAGGGAGCUUUGACAAUCCCCGGUUUUACUUUUACAAUGAGUGUGUGGUAUAUACAGUAUGUGGGCAUGCUUUUAUUUCAAGUAUGUGUGAGGAAUUACACAGAUGGAGAGCUGCUCAACUUGAAAAGGGCAGCUCAAGCGAGCGUCUGUGUAACAAAAUAUCAUCGACCUGUCACUAUAGAGAAAGAUUGUCCUCUGUUUCUGUCUGCUGUGUACUUCCCUCCAGUUCAAACUGAGUUGGUCAAAUAUGGUGCAUCUGGUGUAUAGCCUUGGUACUUUGACAAUUUAUAAGGUUUCUCUUUUUGCAAUGUUGACCUGAUAGCAAAGUGACAGUGGGAGCGGAGGAUUUCACACUGGUUUGAGUAUAUUUGGCACAUUUAUGCAGAAACAAGUGAAGUUACACAGGAGGUGAUUGAGUUGUCAGUUCACUGUAAAUAUAAUGGUUUGCUGCAUUCAUUUGAAGUUGUGUAGGAAACUGCUUCACAGUUCAUGACCGUGAUGGUCUGUCUGACUUUUCAAAGAUGUUGACUGCGCUUUUGGAUCCAAGAUUUUAAAGCUACGUAUACAUUGUCAUGCAUAUAUUUUGUAAAUGCAAGACAUAUAUGGAAGCCCUGAGAGGCAAGUGAGGAAAACAAAUCUGCAGAUAUUUUUAAAUCUGAUCUAUGUGCUGCCCAGGAUAAUCUCUUCAAGUUGCUUAUACAUUUUUAGUUAGGUAAAAACCAGUUCUGCUGUUGAAUAAAUGUUUCUUUUUUGUCAGGAGAAUUUUUUCCUGGUUAGUUAUGGUUGAAACACGAUUUAUACAUAUAUUGAUAUAAUCAUAAUACAUUUAGCCUGAAGACACACAGUAAUAUGUACCUUGUGUUUAGAGUGGAGGAAUACGUUUAGUCGUUUAAAGGAAAUGGGCUAGUAUUACACUUCAGCCUCUUGUUGCCAAAAUCAGUAUAACUACAACAAACACUUGAGAAAAUGUGUAACUUUCCAAAACCAGGACAUUAUUAUAGUUAUUCUUUUAAUUUAAGGAAAGUAAAAUGAUUAUCCUUGCAAACCUUUUUUAAUCAUAUUUAAAUAAUUUCUCUCAGGGCCUCCAUAGCCACAGUUAAGCUUCUUAUAAUUAUGAGCAAUGUUGCAAAAAGCAGUAAACAAGGGUUUUUGUUUGCAAUGUUCAUUCGGACUGUGUGUAUGCAGCAUACCAUACUUGAAGUGCUUGCACUCCUCUUUCAGAUAAUGUAGUUUUCCAUUGUGGAGACCGGGGUGAAAAGGGCAAAGAGCAAGCAAAGUUGAAGAUAGCAAUGAUGUACAGAGGACUUAUAAGGAACUCUGCAUGUGGCACUGGUUGUUUGUUUAACUCGGCAAGGAUGUGAAUAAUGCGGGGUAAAAUACCUGAGCAUCAGAGGAGCGGGCCCCUUGCGCGUCGACCUCACACUGGAGGGUCAGCGCAGUGGGUUCUCCUCCUAUUCAUCUCAGCCAUUUAUAUACCAAGGUCAAAUAUAUGGGCUUUCUUUUCUUUUCAUAACUGAUGUAUGCAUGUUUUCUGGACGAUGUUAAACCACUUUUUUUGUUUUCCGGGGCUCUGCACCUGUUGUGUUAUUUAUUGAUCAAGGCAUACAUGUUUGUCUUGUAAUGUGCAAUGCAGAUGUGAAUGAUUCUGCACCUUUCUCGUACUCCUUUAUACUCCUGAGCAGAGUCUUUUUAAUGUCAAAUAUGGCAUGAUAGAGCUUGAUUUUGUUUCUAUGAUUUUGAAUUCAGUUGUUACAUUGUGGUACUUGACUUGCAAUAUUCUGUACGUAGCAAACCACCAGUCAAGGCCAGUUUGUGAAAUAUGGUAAAGGGAAAGUAGCCAGGCUGUUAUAGAUAUACUGUAUGUUGUCAUAUUUGACCUUGUGCCCUUUCUAACAUUACUGUAACGCACUGACUAAAUGUCUGUGAGUAGGACAGUUCAUGUGCCCUUUAAGCUCCAGCUUGUGUCGAGUAGCAGAGACAAACGUGCGGUAUCUUUCCAGAAGAAGUGUGUUUGUAAGCAGGUGUGUGUGUGCGUGUGCAUACUGAGCCCGCUCCUGUCAUGUUCUGUUUCUGCCAAAGCGACAGUAGAGAUGGUAUCAGAUCAAUUUACCUUGAGUCAGGAAUAACAGGGCAUUGUCUGACUGCGCGCUGAUGUACUGUACUCUCCUCACAGUAGAGGAUACAGACGAGAAAUAGAGGAAAAAGGCAUAACGUAGGCUAUUAGCGGAUUUCUCUCAGAAGAAAGCACUGACUGGUUUGAGCUGGUAGUUAUGUAGCAAAAUGAUCACUUAAAAAAACAAUCGAAUGCUUCCAGGAAAGGGACUCUUGAGGUGAACAGGUUGUUUGAUGGACUGAAUACUGUGAUCUAGAGAGCAGCUUGACACUCCCGGGCUGUCAGGUUUAAUGUUAUUGAAUAUUACACCACUGAUAAUUGGUCAGUUUUUCUUGUUAUAUACUGUGCAUAAAAGUGCACUUUGAUCAGCGAAUGAUCACUUGUAGCUUUUUAUGGACUAAUUUUGUGGCAGUGAGGAUUUGGCUGAAGGAGUGUUUGUGGCUGAUUUGUCAGAGUAUACAAAAGGUGCAUUUAAAAAAAUGUGUUUUUGUUUAUGGUGCCACUUACUGAGCAAGGGCGGAUUAUAUUUCUAAUCCCUGACUGGCAAGUGGAAAAAUACAUUUUGGUGAUCAAUUGUAUUAGCCUGAUCUAAAAAAUAUAUUGUCCUGUGUUUAUGACAGGUGAAAAAGCGUUUGUUGUUGUAGUACCUAUUUAGGCCACAUGAAGCCGAAGUGCAACACUACAUUUAUGUCCUAGGACUAAAAACAUGAAUGUUUUCUUCCACUUCACUUUACAUUUGUCCCUAAAUUCUGAACACAGAGUACAUACAAUCCGCAUUAAUUGGGCGAUCUAAAAUCAGCAGGAAGAAAACAUGAUAGAACACUAGGAGCCGUGCAUUACAACACUACAAAUUAUCCUGACAAAACCGUUUAUGUUCACCUGGGAAAUGUCUCCCCACCUGUUUCACAUACAACUAAAGGUUCCUGGCUUCCGUAGUUUCCCUUCAUACUCUUUCAUCUAAACAAGCAGACAUGCAAGAUCAAAAGUGCUGUUUUUGACAACAUUGUGUUUAUGACUGUAUGACAUUUCUGAUUUAGUGCUGUAUUUUUCAGAGAACACUGCUAGCACAACAAACGAUGAGUUGAAUGGGUAUUGCAAAGUAAGAAUGGCCCCUCUAAGCUGUUUACACCGAAAGCUACUCAGCUUGGUGUCAGAUUUUGAAAGCUUGAGAAAUAUGACUCUGUUAGAAGUCCUACAACUUUAGCAUGAAGCUGUUUUGAGGCAGAAAAGGUUGUACGAUAGAGCGGUAACUGAGAGAAGGUAGUUAAUGGUAUGUCACCUUUCAACAUUAACCCUUACUUCCUUGAUUCCACAUUAUGCACAUAGAGUUCUGAAUGGACUAGGUAUAUGUCCCCCCCCCUUUUAUUUAGGAUUCAGUGUCUUGAUUUUGCCAUUGUGCUAAUCAUACCUGUUCGGCUAGUUUUAAAAUGUGUUGGUUCGCAGGGAACUAGAGGUCUGUGGGAGGAUCUGGGAUCAGAUUGGUGUGUGUGUGUGUGUGUGUGUGUGUGUGUGCGUGACCCUGUGUGCCGGCAGCCUUUGUGUUUCUCUCUCAGUUUUCUAUUCCUGCACUGAGGGGAGAGUGCUUCCUCUGAGUCCCCCUCCUCUUUUUUAACAUAUACCUCACCUUCUGCCUUAGUUCCGAUUAUUGAAAUGAUUGUAAAUUAGUUUGAAACAACAGACUUCUCCAAUCAUUUGUUUCUGAAAAAAAGAUGAUGAUGAGUAAGUAAAAAAACUAUAUUACAAAUGGUUUUCCUUUUAUUUUUGUACGUAUGUGCUGUGCACAGCAGUCGACUGUAUUCCUGAGAUGAUAAUAAAAGACGUUUUUUAAAA